Pelobates cultripes (western spadefoot toad) is the source of this 171-nucleotide messenger RNA. Lineage: Eukaryota; Metazoa; Chordata; Amphibia; Anura; Pelobatidae. The record is from the annotation of a GenBank genome assembly.
AUCUUCACAGAAUUUGCUGAUUACUAUAGCCAACUCUACAAGGACGAUUCAGAAACUAGGUUCCCAACUACCACGGGUAUACGGGAUUACCUCUUUACCGACACUAACAGCCACUCAGAACCAAACACUAGCCGCUCCCAUUACCGAGGACGAAAUACUAGACUGCAUUAA